GUUUGCUUAAAGAUAAGAUUGACCACGCUUGGCAGCCUCUCAACUCUAAUAAAAAAAUAAGGAGAUAAAUAAACCCAUCAAUUUCACAAGUUGACACCGUUGCCCCGUGCUUGAUUCAUUCUGUUCACAACAUCUGCAUGAUGCGAACCGUGUGUGUUCCUUUUCUUGCAGUUUUCCUCAUAGCAGGCGCGGCCUGCCAAGAGCCUCCAAGGGUUGAUCUGGACAAUUUGGGCACUUUGAUUGGAAAAGUGACCAAAACGCGCAACAAUCGAACUUUGCACACUUUUCAAGGAAUCCCUUUCGCCGAGCCUCCAAGUGGCAAAAAUAGAUUUCAACCGCCCAUCACGAAGCAAUGGAGUGGAGAUCUGGACGCUACCAAUCCUGGUUUUGCCUGUAUCCAACCGGACUACGCAAAAAUUGUUAGGAAGCGUCGGGAUUUGGCGUGGGAUACUAAAUUGCAAACCAAUUUCUCCCUCGCCGAUCCGGAAGACUGUCUCACUUUAAACGUCUACACGCCCGACCUAACUCAUGCCCAGUCGCUCCCGGUUGUGGUUUUCUAUCAUGGGGGUUCUUUCGUGAUUGGCGAUGAAUCACGCUUCAGACCUGAUUACCUCCUCGACAGGGACGUCGUUCUUGUUGUUCCCCAAUAUAGAUUGGGACCUUUUGGUUUCCUUUCGAUGCAAAACGAAAAAAUUCCUGGGAACGUGGGUUUAUUGGAUUGUCUUGAGGCGCUCAAGUGGGUUCAGGGCCACAUAUCAAAAUUUGGAGGCAAUAAGGAAAAGGUCACCGUCUUUGGUCAAAGCGCUGGCGCCUCGAUUGCCAAUUUUCUGAUGCUGAGUCCUUUGACAAAAGGUCUGAUGCAUGGCGUGAUCAUGAACAGCGGUUCAGCGCUAGCUUCGUUCGCUCUGGACAAAGAUCCGAUACCGGACUCAAAACGCAUAGCCACUCUAUGCGGUUGCGUGUUGGGAGAUGACGAUCGCAUUUCACAAUGUUUGCAAGACGUGCCAGCUGAAAAGUUGCUUGGAGCGUUUACCACUUACUCGAAUUUGGGAGGGACAGGUGGAACUUUGCCAGUCAUUUCUCGGCCUGACGAGCCUGAAGCAACAAAGUUUUUGCCUGAUGAUCCGGUGGUGCUUGCAGAAAAAGGCAAAUAUCAGGCAUUGCCAAUGCUGGCUGGAGCCGUCAAACAUGACAGCAUGUUUGUGGUCAACAUAAUACACAAAAACUUGAGUCGAUUGAAUUUGACCAACAGCGAUAACUUUGUAAGGAACAAGCUUACAAGAUAUAUGAUUGAAUUUGCAGGAAUUGAAGACAGAACUGGAAUGAUUGAGGAUGUAAUUGAGAAUAGGUAUUUCUCAUAUGUUGAUCAGAAACAGAGAGGAAAUUUUACUGCAAUGGUUCCUGGAAUGUUGGACUUUACCACUACUAUAAUGAUGAAGGCUCCUGGUCUAAAAAUGGUCCAGUUGAACUCAGAAAACGCUAAUAGCUAUUGGUACACUUUUAACUACCAUGGUCGCUUACAUAUUCCAGAAAAUGGGAUCAAUGACCCAGGUGGUCUUUUUACUGAGGGAGCAUGUCACAGUGACGACAUGAUAUACCUGACGCCAAGGCUGGAAGACAAGUUCUCAGUGGAGGAACUGACCUUGUCAAAUAUGAUGAUUGAUCUGUGGGCUAAUUUUAUAAUUUCGGGAAACCCAAACGAGCCUAGGCGAAUCCUCACGAUUCCAGACUGGCCCAAAUACGACGUUAAGGACAAGUCAUACUACGAACUUAACAAAAGUUUUAAAGUGAUGAAGGACUAUACCAAGGAAUUCACAGCGGCCAUUCAAGACGUGACACCGAAGGGUUCUGCUGGUUUUCAGACCCCUGUGAUGGCCAAUGUCAUUUUAGUGGCAAUCGCAUACUUUAUGAAAUAAAACUUUUGGUUUAAUUGUAUUAUAAUGAGAUGUUUGUU
Messenger RNA from Neocloeon triangulifer, 1954 nucleotides. RefSeq names its product liver carboxylesterase 1F-like. NCBI's taxonomy places the organism in Eukaryota, Metazoa, Arthropoda, Insecta, Ephemeroptera, Baetidae. The record is from RefSeq and is a predicted model, not a curated record. Bases 138 to 1916 code for a protein of 592 amino acids. The transcript has 10 exons.